CCGCCUACCCGCCGCGUGUACGUUCACGCUGCGGUUUCCGCUGCUUCGGGGAGUUGGUUCUGGUAGCGGUGUUUUUGGCCUGCUGUUCGGAGCUCGGAGUAGGGCCGUCCGCAUCCCCACCCUUCUCCCGCCUUGGGUCGGCUCGGUUGCGGGCUAGGCUCCAGGUGCCAUGGCUUCUCGCGGGAGGAAGCGAAAGGCAGAGGCGGCGGUGGUUGCGGCACCUGAGAAACAGGAGAAGUUGGCUGGCGGCCAGAAGGAAGUGGAGGAAGCGACCGUAGUUAUCGAGCAUUGCACGAGCUGACGCGUGUACGGGCGCAACGCCGCGGCCCUGAGUCAGGCGCUGCGCCUGGAGGCCCCGGAGCUUCCAGUGAAGUUGAACCCUGCCAAGCCGCGGAGGGGCAGCUUCGAGGUGACGCUGCUACGCCCAGACGGCAGCAGUGCAGAGCUCUGGACUGGGAUUAAGAAGGGGCCCCCACGGAAACUCAAGUUCCCUGAGCCAAAAGAGGUGGUGGAGAAGCUAAAGAAGUACCUUCCGUAGAGAGAUUUGGGUAGAAGUCCUCAUGCUGAGCCUUGUGUCUCUGGUGAUGUUGAAGCAUUUAUGAUGGGACAUGGUGAAACUUCAGUCAUGUGCCUGAAGCUAUGGUUUCUCCCCCUCCAGAAAUGAAGGUUCAGUUGUGAGGCAACCCUCUAGUAAGGCACUGAAAAGUUCUUGGAUUUGGUUUGUUUAAUAAAAAUUGAAAUAAAGUACUUGAGUAAUAAA
Phyllostomus hastatus (greater spear-nosed bat) is the source of this 760-nucleotide messenger RNA. It is a transcript of the gene SELENOH, whose product is annotated as selenoprotein H. Gene Ontology annotation, cellular component: Golgi apparatus. The transcript has 4 exons. Lineage: Eukaryota; Metazoa; Chordata; Mammalia; Chiroptera; Phyllostomidae. The record is from RefSeq and is a predicted model, not a curated record.